AUGAAGGUUGAUGUAUACGAGUGCUCGGUCGGGGACUCCCCUAUCAUGAGAAGGUGUAAAGAUGACUGGGUGAAUGCUACGCAAAUAUUGAAGCUAUGCAAUUUUCCCAAGGCGAAAAGAACAAAGAUCCUUGAAAAAGGCGUUCAACAGGGCCAGCACGAAAAGGUGCAAGGAGGUUACGGAAGAUUUCAGGGUACUUGGAUACCAUUGCCUGAUGCCCGUCGAUUGGCAGACGAGUAUGGAAUCACUGCAGAAAUGGUGCCUGUGUUGUACCUCGACCUUGAUGAUCCCGCCUUGAUUAUACCCAAAAAGUCUAAGCCUCCGUCCGGGUCGUCCAAUAAGGAUGGAACCCCCAUCAAGAGAAAGUACGCCAAGAAACCGAAGAAGGAAACCACCCCAAAGAAGUUGAAGUUCGACUCCGGGCUUCCUCCCCGUGCCAUGUUCAGCCUGGAUUACCCUCCGGCCUUGUCGAGGAAUGGCUCGCAGUUAUCUCAAGUAAACCCUUCUAUGCAACUACAACAACAGAUGCUGGCUCCGCACAUGCCACCAACGUUCCAGCAGCUGGAAUUCAUGUCCAACGGCAUCAUGAAUGGUGGCCAGCGUCUCCCGGUCAACGGCUACCAACCAUACAACCAAAUGCCGGUUCCAGUGCAGAAUUACCUGGGGAUGGUUCCUCAAGCUAAACUGUUCGGAAACUUCCACGGACACAUGGACGAAGUCUCUCAGCAAUUGAUCUAUCAGCAACAUCAAAAAGGCAAUCUGUCGUCCACAAAUGACACGAAUUGGUCACAGGAAGAACACACUAGAGAUUCGGACACUUCAUUAUCGUCUGGUGAUGGGAAAGGUGGAAAAGUUCCUUUGGAGGGUGAUGGCUCAUAUGCUUCGCAGUUAUUGAGAUUUUUCAACGAAGAAAGUGCACCCAUUCCUUACUUCUUAUACAAUCCUCCAGCUGAGUUUGACAUCAACGAAGCCAUCGAUGACGAGGGUCACACCACUUUACACUGGGCCGCUUCCGUUGGCAAUUUGAGUUUGGUCCAGCUCGUGCUCUCCAAAAACGCUAAUGCUUUGACUGUCUCCAACUAUGGAUUGAAUCCACUUUCCAAAUGUAUUGCAUUUACCAACUGUUAUGACCUCAGAAAUUUCCCCAUGAUGAUCGAUGUGCUUGAAAUGUGCUUGAUCAACACAGACAUUAACGGCCGCACACCUUUGCAUUAUCUUUGCCAGUAUCUGAAAGUGGAGUCUAAACUUCCGGCAUUGUCCUAUUAUCUCCAAGUCAUAGUCAACAAGUUGACGGUUAUGUCCAAUAGCAAUAAGAGCAAUGCUUCCAACUUGUCUAAAAUCGUCAUUGACCACCAAGAUGUCAGUGGUGACUCCUGUCUCCAUAUUGCUGCUAGAGUUGGAAGCACUCUGUUCGUUAAAUUCCUUCUAAGUCAGGGAGCAAGGGAUGACUUGAUGAAUCUGAACAAUGAAACUGCUAAAUCCAUCAUCAUGCAAAACGAUCUUUUAGUUUACAAUUUUGAUGCACAGAGUAUCCAGUCAAACCAUCUGUUCCAAUCGCAGCCAUUCCAGCGGGCGGAUACUGAGUUAAAAAGAGAGUCUAUCCAAGGGUUGGGUACCCCAAUUCAGAACUUUGCCAGCAGACGCGCUGAGACACCCGACACACAAAGGACAACUAUUCAAGACGAUGAUGACGAAGAAGUCAACGAUCGUGUCAGCAAAGAACACUUACGAACAUUAUUGGAGGAACAGGCUGGUACUGUUGAAGACAACAAAGAGAACAUAUUCUUGGAAGAGAGUUUCAAGUCUCCGUAUGAUUCCGUAUCUACUCCAAAGCAUGUAAUGGCAAGUCCACUGGCCAAUACCAGACAAAACAUUCUCAGAAUGAUUCCCGAAAAAGUGCCUGAAAGCACUCCCAUUCCAAGACAGGUUGGGGGCCCCAAGUCACACCUUCCUAACCCACCAAAGCUAGACAGUGAGGGAGGCAUAAUUCUGGAGCCACCCAGACUUGAGAAGUUUGAAACUGCUGAUGUCAAAUUACCCAUGAAAGAUGUGAAGUCUAUGAUGCAUGGUAUGAUUAAUCUCCUUUCCGAUUCUUACUCGCAAGAGUUAAGCGGUUUAAAUAUUGAGUUCAAGCGAAUCAAGAGCAUUCUUGUUGAAAAGACAGUCCAAAACAAGAAAUGCAUUGAGAGAGUCAACGUGCUCUUAGGUAAGAACGACUUGGCUGUUGCGGAACUGUUUGAAGGAGCAAAAGAGAUUGUUGAGCAAGAAGUUCGCAACUUUGAUCAGGAACUCAAGCAGAAAGAGACACAAUUAGUUUGCUCGAUCGAGAAAGGACAAGCGUUUGAUCUUGCCAAUCUCGUGCAAGAAAAUGAAAGUGAAUUGGAGCCGCAAGGGGAAAUUGAUGACAACAUGGAAGAGAGAUUAAAGAAAGGAGUGGAAUUGUCGCGAGCGCAAGUACAGAGAAUCGAAUUGGUGAACAAGGUAGCAGAGAGCGUGAAGAACUUUGCGAUCAACGAUAAAAUGAACAAAUACAGAAAAUUGAUCAGUCUAAGUUGUGGCUUACGAGUUGAGGACAUCGACGGGUUAAUUGACGGAAUCGGCGAAUCAUUAAUGGAAGGAUCAAUGUGA
Molecule: messenger RNA, 2628 nt
Organism: Sungouiella intermedia
Lineage: Eukaryota; Fungi; Ascomycota; Pichiomycetes; Serinales; Metschnikowiaceae
Source: the annotation of a GenBank genome assembly